Molecule: messenger RNA, 5269 nt
Organism: Talaromyces stipitatus ATCC 10500
Lineage: Eukaryota; Fungi; Ascomycota; Eurotiomycetes; Eurotiales; Trichocomaceae
Product: RNA polymerase II mediator complex component Srb8, putative
Exons: 4
Coding region: 1-4716 (1571 amino acids)
Biological process (GO): regulation of transcription by RNA polymerase II
Cellular component (GO): mediator complex
Molecular function (GO): transcription coregulator activity
Source: RefSeq, a predicted model, not a curated record
AUGAUCCCGCAUCCCUCUUCGACGGGCUUUCAAACCUGGACAAACCACACUCACGCUUCUGACAGGUCGUCCAUGGCCGUGGCUCCUGCACCUUCCUCCGCGCAACAGAUAAUCGAUCUGUCCGCCUCCGACGGCGGGCCUUCUGAGACCGAGCAUCUUCACAAGAGACCCAGGUUAGAUACUACUGUGUCGGGCCUGGCGAGCGAUGGCCGUACCCCUUCCAGAAGCGCAGACGCUCGAAGCGCGACAACUCUCGCCAGCGGCGGCAGCAAUCCUACAAGACCUGCUGUGGUAUCAGGUCGCGGCCGUCCAGCCUACUCUUUUCAGGAUUUAGUCGCCGAUACCUAUGGAGCAAGUGUCUUUGGAAAUACGACCCCAGGCUCGCAACCCGCCAAACCUCCGUCCCCGCCGCCGUUCCCUGUGCGACCAUGGACCCAUACCCCUGCGCGUCAGUCGCAUAUUGAAAAUGAGGGAUUGUCGGACAAUUUGCGCUCGCGCGAAGUUCAGACGAUUCCAUACCAUCCAGAGACACCGGAGGUCGCUCCUAUUUUGACCCGCGAGAAAGUUGCUGACUACUCGCCCUGGUCUCGGCUAGGAAAUCACCCCGAGGAUCGGUUAUCAGAUCUCAAUGUCAGGGCAGGCAACUUUGAGAGAGCCCCCGGUGUGAACACUAAUUCAGAUAUUCAAUCGCACGCGUCCAAACUUUCUGGCCAGCUGAAAAGCCACUCCAGUUUACAGCUGCUAUCAUCCGUCUUCGCCGCCGCUUUGGAGAAACGUCAGAUCAACGAAAAGAUAUCCUCAUCAUCAACCUUCAAACCACCACCACGAGUGACUCUCACGGAUAAUAAACGAGAAGCCUGGCUCCGAGAUCUUGCAAAUUCAUCGGUGCCCUUACGCCGAUUGAGUCGGACGAUACCACACGGAAUUCGUGGGAAAGUCCUACUCGACCAAUGCUUGGGCAAGGGAGUCCCUAUCGGCAGAGCCGUAUGGCUGGCCAAAUGUGUUGGAGCCAAUGAAAUCCGCGCAUUCAAGAGGAAAGGGACCAGCGGGUCGCUUUCGCAAGGGCUCGAGACGAAAUGGGUUCGUGAGUGGACACUGAGUGUACAACAGUUUACUGCCGGAGUGAUAAGUGCAUGUGGAAAGCCAGAUUGGCGAAAUAAGAUGACCUACGCAGUGAGACUCGCUGCUCGACUAUUCUACGAGCAUUUACUCGAUCAAGAUUACUAUCUCGACUGGUAUUUGUCGUCCAUGGAGAAUUCCUCGUUAGACGCUUUCCCAAUAUGGCUUGCGAUGCUCAAUAUAUACUGGGGUAGCCUCGUACGGUUCAGAAAACGAGGAAGACGCCUUGCGGAAGCCUUGUUGGAGAAGCUUAGGGACGCUACAUUUUCCGAUUUCAAAGUGCACUUGCAGCCCUUGGUUGAUAGAGUUUCUCUUCUUGUUCGCCGACUCUGCCGAGAACACUCCCCAUGUCUCAUUCUUCCACGAUCAUGGGACCGUUAUCAAGAUGUCGUCGCAGCUUCACUAUCUUCUGGCGAUACUAAGGAAAAGGCAAUCUUACAAUCGCUUGUUCUUCGAAAUGCCCGUGUUCAAAGGCCCGGAACAUACUGUCCGGUACGUCAACGUUCACCACAAGAGCAAGUAAUCAAGCUUCUGGACGCAUCUCGUGAUACAUGCGAUAUGUGUGCUCUAUCAGGUAGAUGCCUCGCCCUUGUCCCCGAUCGGCAAGACCUUGUUUCGGUGCUUUUGAGAUGGGCUGCGAGUCCGUUUCGUCAAGGACUGGUUCGCGUAUAUAUUGCUGUGCGACUCUUUCGAAAAUGGAAACGUUCAGGCAUGGAUAUAGACGCUUGCAUUUUUCCAUUUCUUACCCAGACUUCUACUGAACAGUCUGCAUCAAUGGCCAACGUAUAUCACAUUAUAGUUGAGUUGAUUCGGUCUCAGACAUUCUCGGUUGGCCGGUAUCUGCAGUGGUUGGUCGCAAGAGGCGCUGUUGAACAGUAUCGCCAGCACAACCCUGCAGAGGAGUCUCCAUCUUCAGUGCCAGUCGAUAUAGCAUUGUUAUCACACAUACCGGUUGCUCGCCUUCCACGACAUCUUCGCAAUCUUCGAGACACACUUCUAGCUCGUGCAGGCCUUUCUUCCUCCGAGAACGAGGUACUGCGCAGUAUCAAGGCCGAUCUGAAGCAGAGACUCCCUGGUUUGUUCGGAAAGGAUGAUUCGCACAUGAGUCUCAACUACGAUAAAGACAACCUAUCGUGGUCAGUUAAAGCGGACAUCAGCCAGUGGGUUCGAGCAGCCGUGUCAGAACAUUAUGAGAGCGGCUCUGCCUAUUCCCAAAAGAUGUAUGAAAGCUCCGUUGAAGCGUCUUCUUUAACCCAAGAGGAGUUUCUUGUCGUUCGUUCCAUACUUGAGCAGUACGGCGAUCUUUCUAUGCUCGCAGACAUUCUCAUCGAUGCGUCAAACUCGGAUGAUGUUCGUUUGCUCACAUGUGCUGUCGAUACAUUAAACCGUCACUUUGAGUGUUUUACUAUUAUUGGUGCAUUGGGCGACAUGUUCCGAAGUUUCUAUGAAGCUUUCCUCCGUGUCAAGAAUAGCGGACAACCUCUCUAUGAUUUGGCAUAUUCAAUGGCGGAAGUCGGACACCGCCUCCCCAAUGAAGUGAACUCGCUGAUCUUGCUUCGUCAAGAACUUUCCCGAGCGGACCGUAACCUUGCUCUUGCAGCUUGCUCUCCGGUGUCAGAUAUGGCAGAGACAUUGAACGACGCUAGUCCUUCAUUCAACGAGGAUAUGGACCAGUUUUUAUCAUCCGGCAACAGUAUGGACGAAAUGACGAUGAUCCUUGUUUUCCAAAAACUAAUUCAACAACUUGCGUUCUACGACGAGAAGGAUCCGUCCAUGCCAGGUACGGUUUGUCGCCAUCUGGUACAGCUGCGAUCAUUCAACUCGAAGCACUUUGAUCUCCUGCUUGUCCAAUGGCUUGAAAAGACUUUAAAGUCCACCUCUCGGCCUAAUCUGUCUCGUCUUCUGUAUCCGCUUGUUGGCAUUGGAUGUGUGACUUUACCGGCAUUUGCUACUUUGACGAAAAAAGUCCUGCAUUCCGGAUCGCUUCAGACCGACGCUUUCGCACUCCCGGACUGGCUGGUCGACUUCUUGAACCUUCUUGUGCCUAAAUACAGUGCUGAACCCCUGUAUGACUUCUUAGCGUACCGCUUUCGCAUUGCCCAAGAAGAGUUCCUACACGGACACUCAAAUGAAGUUCUUGCACUCCUUAAAGAUGCCGUGCCAUAUAUGACUGUGAACACUGCUCAAGAAAUAGCACCUUUGGCUCCAUGUGUGGUUCCCUUAUUGAGUGAGAUCAUUGUCCGCCAUCCAGAAGAUACCACGAUGGACAGUCUCCGAGGCCUCAUCAAGACUUGUCCAAGGUUCCUUCCAGUCGUCCGCCAAUCUCUCGAUCUUCUUUUGAAUGAUAACGAACAGAGCAACUCAGAUUUUUUGCUGAAAACAGCAGCGACAAUCACGCAGACAAAUCAUCUUUCACUGCCUUUGUGUCAGAUGAAGCUUCAAAUCCUUUUUGACGAGAAGAAUGACGAGAGCAUGAGGAACAGCAUUGUUGAUUUAAUGUACAAGUCGGCAGUGGCGGAUGUUCGUACCGGGAAUACUUAUUGGCUCGAUCUGGUAUCCACAAUGGGCCAGGAGGCUGCAGAACAUUUACGCCAGAGAGCCGAGAAGGACUUCUUUUCCAUUACGCAAUCUGACAUCGCUUUAGAGAAAGAUUCCGAGAACGAACGACUUGCCCUUCAGGAAGACGCACGUGUAUAUUUGUCUAUUGUCGACGGACUCGCAUACAGUAUACCCGAGGAAGGAGUUUCAUCUAUCGCGCCUAUUCUUGUCGAAAAGAUGAACGCGCUUCUCCAAAGGCUCUUCACCAUGCAUAUGAAUGUGCGGAACUGGAGCGAACAUCGUAGUCGCUCGUCACAAGAAGCAAUUACGCGUCAAUUGUCUGGCUGCGAAGAGAACUUUGUAUUCUGGUUGACCGCGAUGCUACAAAUGAUCCGAAUCCAUCGUGCAGCAUUCGACGUACCGGCAAUGUCUGGCAACCAACGGCUAGGUGCUUAUGUUGACUUGUCGCGGUUGCUCAUCAUAAUCUGCUGUCUGGCAUUAUCACGGACGCCCUUGGGGCUUACAGUUCAGCCACGGUUAGAUCUCUCUGCGUCGUCAUAUUUCCUCGCGUCAGCAAAAGAGGUCCGAGCCGGAAACACUAUUCAAACAUAUGCCUUAGAUAUCGCAUCUUCUUUGGUCGACAGUCUCCCCGACGAAGCUCGGCAAAAUUGUGCCAAUUUCAUCAAAGACCGUUUUCCACCAGCACUCAACGUCCAGAACGAUCCUCGUUUACAGUAUCUUUUUGGUCCUGUGGCCGAAAAUUCCGGUAAUCCAGGCGGACCUCUUCCGUCUUCCGGUCCUGUCUCAUCCCCUGCCGCAACAACGUUGACUCCGUCAACCAAUCCUGUCAACAACACAGCUGGAACAGCAGGAGGAAAUACCAUCGAGGACCCCAUGGCAAUCCACAAUCGCUUACGCGUUCAAAGUCAUGGCCGCGUGAUCGGAUCAUACCCGCUUCGGCCGUGGGAGAUGCUGGAGGAAGCUGCUCCGGUGGUUGGUGCCAACGACACUGCGAUCGAUUUGAACCUUUUUGGUGCACGCAAAGUGCGAGAGUACUGAGCGGAAACAACAACUCAACUCAACAACUAUCUCAUAUUUCUCAUGAUGCCCUCAUUUCUUUUGUUUUACUUUCAGCCCCUACUUCUUGAAGUCCCCCAACCCAUCUGUUUUUAACAUUGUAAUAUCCCAUUUCUCAAGCCGGAGUCUCACGCACCAUUUUUGGAACCAUAUUUCAUUAUUUACAUGCAUGCAUUUCACGAGACAAAUCACAUACACCCCUCACACAUAAGGCGUUCUGGCAUCUUUGGAUCUUCGAUUAUAUCUGGAGUCAUUAUCUGUGUACAUAUUUCUAUCAUUAUUUCUUCUUGAUCUAUUAUAAAGCAUGGCGGAGUGCUGGGUAGAAUGGUAUCGGACUGGAUGAGUCGAUUUUCACUUCCUCUUGAUGUUUCUUUCAAGGACAUAUCAUAGUUGGUUGUAUGGAUUUGUUUGUGGCAUAGUUUGAUACCAACCUGUUUUUAUUUUUGGUUAGGAUGUAUUUGGAAUAGGGAGAGUGAAUGAUGACGAUUGGAUGCACUUUACUAUAUAAGAAUCAAGUACGAUCCGAGUCCAUCAU